CUCUGCGACCUUGGGCGGGGCCGCGUUCCCCUUCGAGGCCUAGGUUCCCACGUCCGACGCGGGGUGCCUGAGCUCCCCGAGAUUAGCGGCCCCUCCUGGUCGGAUGCCCCUUGCGAUUCCUCCACGUCCUGCAGCUCCUGCGACGGGAAAGCGGAUGGGAGGGCUGGCUGCUGACCGUGAUGUCUCCCUCCUCCCCCAGGAACUAGGAGGCCGGCAGGAGAUCUCUUCCAGGGUGCACGGCUGAGAUGGACCCACUCAGGGCCCAGCAGCUGGCCGCGGAGCUGGAGGUAGAGAUGAUGGCCGACAUGUACAACAGAAUGACCAGCGCCUGCCACCGGAAGUGCGUGCCUCCCCACUACAAGGAAGCAGAGCUGUCCAAGGGCGAGUCCGUGUGCCUGGACCGGUGUGUCUCCAAGUACCUGGACAUCCAUGAGCGGAUGGGCAAGAAGCUGACAGAGCUGUCUAUGCAGGACGAGGAGCUGAUGAAGAGGGUCCAGCAGAGUUCUGGGCCUGUGUGAGGCGCCGGCCAGUACGCCCUACGGGGCGCCCCUCCCCUUCCCACUCGGCUGAAAAAGUGCCCCCGUUGGGUGUCGUCUGUGAAGACUGCCAGGCCUGGGCUCCUUCCGGAGAGUCUCCAGGAGCCGGUUCCCAGGCGCAGAAGGGUGUCUGUCAGCCUGGGCUGUGACUCUGUGUGUGAGUGUGUAUGUAUAUAUUAUAUAUUAAAACAUUUAUUGACACCCGCA
Molecule: messenger RNA, 743 nt
Organism: Odocoileus virginianus texanus
Lineage: Eukaryota; Metazoa; Chordata; Mammalia; Artiodactyla; Cervidae
Gene: TIMM10
Product: translocase of inner mitochondrial membrane 10
Biological process (GO): protein insertion into mitochondrial inner membrane
Cellular component (GO): mitochondrial inner membrane
Source: RefSeq, a predicted model, not a curated record